AUGGGCAACCAACCCAGCUCGUCGCGCGCCCCCACGCCGGGAGGGAGCUCCAGUCAUCCACAAAGCCCCGUCGCGAGCGUGACAUCGCCCACGUCACAUGCGCCUUAUCAUGACCGCGAUCGCGCCCAGCAGCACAACCCCAAGCGCAGAGAGUCGAUCCAGGCGCUCAGCACCGUCUUCGACAGGAAAGCGAGCGUCGCCCCACCCUCGGCUUCCCUCGAGAGCGCUGCUGCCCUCACAGCGCCCGCACGGCCGAGAAGCCGUUCGCAAACCGUUUCCGCCGCCACGCCCACCACGCAAAUCACAAACACACUCCGCGCCGCGCAGGACAACUUCAAGUCGGCCUCGCAGGAGAAGAUGGGCAACGAGCAGAGCCGCCCAAAGGGCCAGCCACGCGAACUGACCCCACCUAAGCCAAAGCCGCUGCCGGUAGAAGAAAAGCCGAUACCGUCCCCGAAAACUGCGCCAAAACCACUACCGAUACCUCGUGAAGACCCGCAUUCGCAUGGCGGCAGGAACGAACCAGCCUCCGCUGCCUCUCUCGAGCCCGCCGACGCCUCGCAGGAAGCCUUCGUUGUCCCCUCGUCCCACUACAGCCGCCCACCCCGCCUGCCGUUGCCCAUCGAAGAGGAACCUGUGGGCCCAGGCUCACCCAUUAUCUCGCCCGCAGAUCCAACAAGCCUCAUAAACCAUGACGAGAUCGAGGGCGCUCUCCCGCGCCGGACGUCCAUGCUGAGCGACCGGACUGCAGAGGAUGAUGACCUGGCAGACGAGUUCAAGGGACCGCAAGGCCAGGUGACGGUACCAACAUUGAUUGAGUGGGAGGGGCCUGGCGAGCGAGUAUAUGUGACCGGUACAUUUGCGGGUUGGGAGCGGAAAUUCAAACUACAUCGAAAUGGCCCCAGCAAGAAGAAAGAUGUCCUCUCUGCCUAUGUCCACAUUACACCCGGCACGCACCAUCUCAUGUUCAUUGUGGACAACGACAUGCGAACGUCCGAUAAGAUGCCGACGGCGGUAGACUACACCAACAUCCUUGUCAAUUAUGUGGAAGUGUCGUACGACGAUAUCCCGAAGCCCGGAGCCGAAACCAAGGACGAAUCGAAAAAGUCAGAAACCGCUCCCGUCCCAGUUCAAGAUCAACAGGCUCCCGCUGGUAUCUACCCUCCGCAAGUCCUACCAGCCACCCCAGAGCUCGCGCCCGUGCAGAAGCCCCUCCCCGAACCUAAGCCCAAAGUGCCGGCACCAGCACCCAAAAGGUAUCACCAAAGCAUACCGCGCUAUCUGCUCGAUCUGGAUGCCCCCGAGGACUCACGGCGCUUUGUACGUGCCAAUGCUGCGGGUAGCGCCCUACCGACUCCUCCCACGCUUCCAAUGUUUCUUAGUAAGAGCAUCUUGAACGGGACAACGCCGAUGAAGGACGACAGCAGCGUAUUGAUUAUGCCCAAUCACACGGUGCUAAAUCACUUGGCGACGAGCAGUAUCAAGGAUAACAUCCUUGCUACGAGUGCGACGACAAGGUACAAGCAGAAGGUAUAUCACGACCCAAUGCUACUAUAG
Didymosphaeria variabile is the source of this 1557-nucleotide messenger RNA. RefSeq names its product galactose metabolism- protein (gene GAL83). NCBI's taxonomy places the organism in Eukaryota, Fungi, Ascomycota, Dothideomycetes, Pleosporales, Didymosphaeriaceae. Gene Ontology annotation, molecular function: protein kinase binding. Bases 1 to 1557 code for a protein of 518 amino acids. Gene Ontology annotation, biological process: signal transduction. The record is from RefSeq and is a predicted model, not a curated record. The transcript is spliced from 2 exons. Gene Ontology annotation, cellular component: nucleus; nucleotide-activated protein kinase complex; cytoplasm.